This is a messenger RNA of Acaulospora colombiana, 146 nucleotides long. NCBI's taxonomy places the organism in Eukaryota, Fungi, Glomeromycota, Glomeromycetes, Diversisporales, Acaulosporaceae. The record is from the annotation of a GenBank genome assembly.
CUCCUCGUCCACCACCUGUUAUACCCGGUAGAUCCCUCGGAAAUCCCGCAAAGAAGGCGAGAAGAAUCGAAACAGUAGAAUUUGAAGACGAUAGUGAAGAAGAGAAAGCAGCGAGCAAGGCUCAAAAGAAGAGAAGAAAGGCAUAG